Molecule: messenger RNA, 2302 nt
Organism: Polyodon spathula (Mississippi paddlefish)
Lineage: Eukaryota; Metazoa; Chordata; Actinopteri; Acipenseriformes; Polyodontidae
Product: FERM domain-containing protein 5-like
Exons: 14
Coding region: 326-2056 (576 amino acids)
Cellular component (GO): cytoskeleton
Molecular function (GO): cytoskeletal protein binding
Source: RefSeq, a predicted model, not a curated record
CGCGUCUGCUUGACCCGCCCACCUCCUCAAGCAGCAAGCGGUGAAUGGUGAACGGACCGCGGCGCUUCGCCUAUGCCCUGACUGUACAGCACUGCUGCGAUUCACAAUCACGGAGUUUCUGUGAUUGCACGGGAGCCGAGAGAGCAGAGAGUUCACAACUGCCGGCUAACGAUGUCUUGCAUCCCAGCUGCUGGAAACACAUCUGCUACUGCCGCCGUGCUGAAGAACUGGACGAGGUGGUCUAUGUGACCUUUUCUCAUGGUCCACGCCACACGAUUCUCUCGUUCUGGACUCAGGAGCUGCAGCCUCGUAAUUCUGUACGAAGAUGCUGAGUCGAUUGAUAAGCGGAAGCAUGAGGACCCUGGAAAGAGAAUACAGUUGCACAGUGAGGUUGUUGGAUGAUACAGAAUACACCUGCACCAUUCAGCGGGAUGCAAAGGGACAUUACCUGUUUGACCUCAUCUGCCAUCACCUAAACCUGUUAGAGAAGGAUUACUUUGGAAUCAGAUUUGUGGAUCCUGACAAGCAGAGGCAUUGGUUGGAGUUUACAAAGUCAAUUGCCAAACAAAUGAAAUCUCAGCCACCGUUCACCAUGUGUUUCCGAGUCAAGUUCUACCCUCCCGAUCCGGCUACUCUGAAAGAAGAAAUAACCAGAUAUUUAGUCUUCCUGCAGAUCAAGCGAGAUUUAUACCACGGUCGCCUGCUGUGCAAGACUUCCGAUGCUGCGAUGCUAGCCGCCCAUAUCCUGCAAGCUGAAAUUGGGGACUAUGACCCUGGGAAGCACCCUGAGGGCUACAGCUCUAAGUUCCAGUUCUUCCCCAAACACUCUGAGAAGCUGGAGAGGAGGAUCACGGAGGUUCAUAAAACAGAACUGAGUGGGCAGACACCCGAUGCAUCAGAGUUCAACUUCCUCCAGAAAGCCCAGAUGCUGGAGACGUACGGCGUGGAUCCCCACCCCUGCAAGGACGUGUCGGGGAAUCCUGCUUUCCUGGCCUUCACUCCUUUUGGAUUUGUGGUGUUGCAGGGGAACAGAAGGAUUCAUUUUCUGAAGUGGAACGAAGUGACGAAGCUGAAGUUUGAAGGGAAAACAUUCCAUAUAUAUGCAAAUCAGAGGGAGGACAAAAAGAUAAUUUUAACUUACUUUGCACCGACACCUGAAGCCUGCAAGCACCUCUGGAAAUGCGGUGUGGAAAACCAGGCCUUUUACAAGCUGGAGAAGUCAAGUCAGGUGCGCACAGUGUCCAGCAGCAACCUGUUCUUUAAGGGAAGUCGGUUCCGAUUCAGCGGCAGAGUUGCAAAAGAAGUGAUGGAGCAAAGUGCAAAAAUCAAACGAGAGCCUCCUGAAAUACACAGGGCAGGGCUGGUGCCCAGUCGGAGCUGCCCCUCUAUCACUCACGGGCCCCGGCUCAGCAGCGUCCCCCGAACUCGCAGGAGAGCCGUGCACAUCUCAAUCAUGGAAGGUCUGGAAUCGCUGCGUGACAGCGCCCACUCCACCCCAGUGCGCUCUGCUUCGCACGGAGACUCCUUCAUGCCCCGCUCCCGGAGCCUCAUGACGGGCAGCAGCGAAGGGGCGGCUAUCAUCUCAGACGAGGUCUACAGCCCCUCGGACAGCGUGCUCCCCACGCCCGUGGCCGACCACAGCCUAGAGCUGGCCAUCUCGCGGCAAAUCAACGGCGCCCCCUGCAGCAUUGAGGAGGAGAAGGAGUCCGAGGCCGGCACCCCCAUAGUCGGGGAUGCGGUCGAGUUCGGACCCGACGGCAAAGCCCUGAGCUCGGAUAGUGCUGGCGGGGCAGGGGCGGGGUCUGUGGGCGAGGUGGAACAGGUGAAUACGUUUGUUUUAAGUGUCCUCCGUCUGCUCCUUGUGACCAUUGGACUCCUCUUUGUCUUGCUCCUUCUCCUCAUCGUUCUUACCGAGUCUGACCUUGACGUUGCAUUUUUACGUGAUAUUCGGCAGACCCCUGAGUUUGAGCAGUUCCAUUACGAAUACUUUUGUCCCCUCAGGCGAUGGUUUGCCUGCAGGUUCCGUGCCCUGGCCGGCCUGCUCAUUGGCACGUGAAGCAGGGCUCAGGGUUAAAGCAGCUACCCCCGAUCGGGAAUCAAGAAGAUAACACACUGCUGCCUGUUUCCACCACAGCGCAAUGGAGCGCAGCACCAUCAGAACAUGAAUCCAGCUUCUUUCAUGAUGCAACAAAGCCAACUCGCCAUGGAAGAGUCCAGGACAGAUUCCACAAAAAACAGUUAAAUUUUUUUGUUUUUAAAAGAGGAAAAAAAAAAGGAUUGACCGUUUUAUUUAUUUAUUUUU